CAGGUUGUGAGCCAGGCAGCUGCCCGCUGGGAUGGGCCAGGCAGAGGGCAGGGAGGACGGGCCUCCAGUCACCGAAGGAGAAGGAAUUUUGGGGUCUGAUUCUCUGGACCCUGAGGACAACUAGAAGUCAUGGGACUGACUCAGCAGGGACAGAGUGCGCAGGCUGGAAGGGCUGGUAGUGUAACCCAGUUGUCCCCUUGUUCGUGAGAAGAUCUGGGGCCAUGGUGCUGACCCUCUGGAAUCUGCUUCACCAACACAGCUCACGGGUUGCCACAGUUUUGGGGGCACUGUUGCAUGCUGAAGGGGUGGAGGAAAGACUUGGAGGUUAGAGCUUCCUGAGCCAGACUCCACCUGCCCCUUCCCAGCCGGGCAGCUCAGCGGACAGAGGGGAAGACAUGUGCUGCCUGGUCUCCAGGAUGAACUCCUCACGCUGCUUCCUGGCACGUACCUGACUGAGCUUGUCGUCGGAGGAGCUCGGGGCCUCUGUGUCACUGAGGACAGCUGUGGUGCCUUUCAGGACAGCCCCGCUCUUUGUUCUUCCUGUGGUGAGAGAGGUGCCUGCUUCCUAGACCUUAGAGACUGACAUCGACACCAUGUUGGAAUCCAGAUCCCAGACCCAGCAGAGCAGCAGCCACAGUGGCCCAGAGGCCAGCCUGCAAUCAUCAGGCUUUAGUAUGAAGCUGGAGGCUGUCACCCCAUUUCUGGGCAAGUAUCGCCCCUUUGUGGGUCGAUGUUGCCAGACCUGCACCCCUAAAAGCUGGGAGUCCUUCUUUCACAGGAGCCUGAUGGACCUGGGCUUCUGCAAUGUGAUCCUGGUGAAGGAGGAGAACACCAGGUUUCGGGGCUGGCUGGUUCGCAGGCUCUGCUGUUUCCUAUGGUCCCUGGAGCAGAGCAUCCCCCCCUGCCAGGAUGCCUCACAGAAGAUCAUGGAAAGCCCUGGGGUGCAGAGCCUGCUCUCAGGGACAGCUGCAGCAGGGGCUGGGGAAGGCCAGAAGAAGGAGGCCAGGCGCAUCCUGGAUCACAUGCAGGCUCCACCCCGCCCCUUCCUGCUCAGGCUGUUUAGCUGGGCGCUGCUGCGGUUCCUGAGUCGCCUCUUCCUGAACGUGCAGCUGCACAAAGGCCAGAUGAAGAUGGUGCACAAGGCCGCCGAGGUGGGCUCGCCACUCAUCUUCCUAUCCACGCACAAGUCGCUCCUGGACGGGAUCCUACUGCCCUUCGUGCUGCUCUCCCAGGGCCUGGGCGUGCUCCGCGUGGCGUGGGACCCCUGUACAUGCUCCCCUGCUCUCAGAGCUCUGCUGAGGAAUCUCGGGGGGCUUUUCCUGCCUGCAGAGGCCAGCCUCUCUCUGGAUAGCCCUGAGGGGGCCCUUGCAAGGGCGGUGGCCGGUGCUGCUGUGGAGCAGCUGCUGUUGAGCGGGCAGCCCCUGCUCAUCUUCCUGGAAGAAGCUCCUGGGGCCCCAGGGCCACGGCUGUCAGCCCUGGGCCAGGCCUGGCUAGGGCUGGUGGUGCAGGCGGUGCAGGCAGGUGUCAUCCCAGAUGUUACGCUGGUGCCAGUAGCCAUCGCAUACGACCUGGUUCCAGAUUCUCCAGGGGAUGUGCACCAUGCCCCGGCCCCCCUGGGGCUGUGGACAGGAGCUCUGGCUGUCCUAUGGAGGCUGCGCAGUUACUGGGGCUGCAACCGCAAGGUCUGUGUGCGAGUGCACCUUGCCCAGCCCUUCUCCCUGCAGGAAUAUACCACCAACGCCAGAAGCUGCUGGGGCGACAGGCAGACCUUGGAGCACCUGCUGCAGCCCAUCGUGCUGGGCCACUGUACCAGUGUCCCGGACACUGAGAAGGAGCAGGAGUGGACCCCAGUGACUGGGCCACUCCUGGCCCUUGGGGAGGAGGACCGGCUCCUGGUCAGGAGGCUGAGCCGCCACAUCCUAAAUGCCAGCGUGGCGAGCUCGGCAGUGAUGAGCACAGCCAUCAUGGCGACGCUGCUGCUGUUCAAGCACCGGAAGGGUGUGGCCCUGUCGCAGCUGUUAGGCGACUUCUCCUGGCUGACGGAGGAGAUGCUGCUGCGUGGCUUCGACGUGGGCUUCUCGGGGCAGCUGCGCAGCCUGGUGCAGCAUGCGCUGAGCCUGCUGCGGGCACAUGUGGUCCUGCUGCGACUCCACCAAGGGGACCUGGUGGUGGUGCCACGGCCCGGGCCAGGCCUUGUGCACCUGGCACGCCUGAGCACAGAGCUGCUGCCCGCCUUCCUGAGUGAGGCAGUGGGCGCAUGUGCCGUGCGGGGGCUGCUGGCAGGCAGGGUGCCACCUGAGGGGCCCUGGGAGCUGCACGGCGUCGAGCUGCUGAGCCAGAGGGAGCUGUACCACCAGGUCCUGCUGCUGCUGCACCUGCUGCCAAGGGAUCUGCUGCUGCUACAGCCCUGCCAGUCUUCGUACUGCUAUUGUCAGGAAGUGCUGGACCGGCUCAUCCAGUGUGGGCUCCUGGUGGCUGAGGAGACUGGGAGCUCUCGGGCUGCCUGCGACACAGGUCGACAGCGUUUGAGUGCAAAGCUGCUGUGGAGACUAAGUGGAGACUUCAGUGAUAGUGACAGUGACGACUUCGAGGAGGCCCAGGGCCGGUGCUUCAGGCUCAGCGAGCAGUCGCGCUGCCCUGACUUCUUCAUCUUCCUCUGUCGCCUGCUCAGGCCACUGCUCAAAGCCUUUGCCCAGGCGGCAGCCUUCCUCCGCCAGGGGCAGCUGCCUGAUACCGAGUCCGGCUAUGUGGAGCAGCUGUUCAAGUUCCUGCAGACCAGCGCCCAGGAAGAUGGGCUGUUCGAGUAUGCGGACCCAAAGCUUGCCAUGAGCGCAGUCUGGACCUUUAGAGACCUAGGGGUACUGCAGCAGACACCUGGCCCUGCGGGCCCCCAGCUCAGCCUAUCCCCCGAAUUUGCCAGCCAGGACAGUCAGGACAAGCUGGAACAGUUCAUCCGACAGUUUGUGUGCAGCUAGAUCAUGGACAGAGCCUGUCCCCAGCUUCCUUGGCCUGGAGCUGGAGUCGUGCAACAGUAAAGUGUGUGGCCGCACUG
This is a messenger RNA of Cavia porcellus (domestic guinea pig), 3052 nucleotides long. Its product is annotated as glycerol-3-phosphate acyltransferase 2, mitochondrial. The transcript is spliced from 23 exons. Gene Ontology annotation, cellular component: mitochondrial membrane. The record is from RefSeq and is a predicted model, not a curated record. Gene Ontology annotation, molecular function: glycerol-3-phosphate O-acyltransferase activity. Lineage: Eukaryota; Metazoa; Chordata; Mammalia; Rodentia; Caviidae. Gene Ontology annotation, biological process: piRNA processing; fatty acid metabolic process; phospholipid biosynthetic process. Bases 594 to 2975 code for a protein of 793 amino acids.